CAACCAAACUCAAGAAAUCCUAAUCUGCUCCGUUGGGCGCGAAUUCAUUUCUGGUUUCUCCUACUCUUUACAGCGCUCGUUGGAACCUCGCAAUCGAGUCGCCAUUUUGUUCGUUGAAUGCCCAGGCGCGUAUCAGUGUUUUGUGUAUCCCCACGGGGGAUACACAUAUCACUAGUGAUAUGUGUGCGGGAAUACACAUAUCACGGGGAUACACAUAUCACUGUGACACCGGCCCCUCCCCCAGCUCCCAAUAGUCAUGACAAUCACAUGACUUCCUGGUUCGUGACGGAGGAGCUGUAUCAGUUCCCAAGAUGGCGGACGUUGAACUUUACAUUUUAAGGCUUCUUGUACUGUUGGUUGGGAUUCUUUGUUUAUCGUCCGCUACAGUACAACGGAAGAGAAAGAUAACCAUCAAGGAAUAUCAAUGUCCACUCAAUAUUUCAAAGUGUGAGAAUAAGAACCACAGCAUCAUUGAUGUUAUUGCAGAGAGUGAUGAUAACAGAAGUGUCAUUCAUUACCUGUGGUCCAUUAUUGGCUCCCCAACAAUCAUUGCUGCCUACUUUGAGAAAACAGAUGUUGUCUUAAAAGUAAACUGGACAGACAUUUUAAAUGAAGAUUCAAAGGAGGGAAUUCAUUUUUCAGAGAAAAGCAAAUACAUCACUGCAUUUGUUAUUCCAGCCAUUUAUGAAUUUCAGGAUCCUAAAGAUGAGCUGUUCUAUACUGAUGUUAAAGGAAUUAUCACAAAACAUUUAUUUCAAGCUAAGAAUAUUUCAUGGGAGAGCCCUGAAGUAGACCACAAACACAACAUGACAACUUUCAAAGCCAGCAUGUUAGGAGGAUCUGUCAUUUUCCAGUGCAAUGCAUCAGCCAGUCAAGGAACAGAGUCGGUUUUACCACAUCAGAAGUUCACCAGCAACUCAACAGUUUUUACCCUCACUCUUGAUGGCUUAAAAAACCUUGGAAAGCAUACUCGAUUUAUAUUUGAAUUAGUUUCAUUUUCUAUUGAUAAAGUUUCCACUUGUAUCACAGCUGAACGGUCUCUUGAUGAUGAACACACACCAGCUGUUUUCAAAACAAUUGUUGUCAACAGCACUGGUUUCACUGGCACAUCGUAUAGUGCGUGGAAACCUGUUGCUUAUAUCAAAAAGACAAGGAGUCUGGAUAAUCAAGUUCCUUCUUGGGCAUACUAUGAGAAUGAACACAAGUAUGUAAAAACACAAAGUUGUUCAUCACUUCCUUCAUCUUCCUCCAAACAAUUUCACAGCAUAGUGCACCAUUUGAAAGGGAUUACCUUUACAUCUCAUGGAAUGAAUAUUUCUUUUGGACAAAAAAAGGAUGGUUGGUAUGAAGUCUCACACUACCUCUCUUGGUCUGCUAUGGUAGGUUAUGGAAGACCAGAAUAUGAUUCGUUCUCCACGGUGGUGUGGAUAAUCAUAUUUGUUGGAUUUGGUGCUCCAAUGCUUCUUAUUGUUAUAAGUAUUGUUUACAUCAUUGCAAAGAAGAUCAAAGCCAAAAAGACAACAACGUCAUAUGGUAUGAUAAACUGACAAUUUAUUUGUAGAUGGUACCAUUGACUUCAGCUUUGAAAGAAUUUCACAGGGAUUGUAUUGUUCUCAGGAUCAAGUGAUAUUAGUCUUUGUUUAGCUUAUACAACGUGCUGGCUGCCGAGAUCUUGUAGCUGAAAAAUAACUUCCUCUUUGAGCCUCAUAAUGGCUGGCCAGUCAGCAUCAGAGGUCUUUUUCAUAGUUAUCAUUUGUACAAAAUCAGAUUACUUUCCUAAGAGAUAUGUGCAGAGUGAAGAAGUCACUGUGCAAAACGUCGGUUUGCUCAAUCUUUUCUAGUCUUCUAGUCAUCCUCAAGUAGAGUUUGUUUAUUUAAAGAAGAGUUGUCCUUGGUUAAUGGUUUAACUUCUCAACCAAGCCUUCUUUAAACUAGUGUUUGAAUGAGCAUCUACAAUUGAAUUGAAUUAAAUGGAAAAAGUAAUAACACAUUCUUCCUUGUUACCAAGCCAAACAUUGGCUCUCCUGGGGCCCGUUUCUCGAAAGCCCCGGAAACUUUUCGGGCCCUUAAAGCC
Orbicella faveolata is the source of this 2074-nucleotide messenger RNA. RefSeq names its product glycosylated lysosomal membrane protein A-like. Gene Ontology annotation, cellular component: lysosome. The record is from RefSeq and is a predicted model, not a curated record. Lineage: Eukaryota; Metazoa; Cnidaria; Anthozoa; Scleractinia; Merulinidae.